ACAGGCGUGCACUGGACAGACAAGCAGCACACACUACAAGGGCUACACAGAGACCUCACACCACUACCUCUUGACUUUAUCAGGCAAUACACACAGAACUAUGGUACUGCCAGCGGGCAUCUCAGCAGACACCUCUGCUCUUCUGACAUAGGAUAUCAGACACAGCAGCAGCUUUAGAAUAGUUAUCGAAGACUGGUCUUGACGUUAGUGUGACUGUCAGAUACAGUGAACUAGAGAGCAGCCAUGGACACCGUCCACGCCUAUGGGGUUAGCACCACACGAUACCUCCAGACUCACUACAGGGACACUCAGAGCUGGUUCCUGUUUGUUUCCAUGGCAGCUGACCUGCGGAACACCUUCUUUGUCUUCUUCCCUGUGUGUUUCCACCUGCGGGAAUCAGUGGGGGUCAAGCUGGUCUGGGUGGCUGUGGUGGGAGACUGGCUCAACCUUAUCUUCAAAUGGAUCCUGUUUGGCGAGCGUCCCUAUUGGUGGGUUCAAGAGACUCCUUACUAUGGCAACUCAUCAGCGCCACAAAUUGGGCAGUUCCCUAUGACCUGUGAGACUAGUCCAGGAAGUCCGUCGGGUCAUGCCAUGAGUGCUGCAGGGGUUUACUACGCUAUGAUCUCAUCACUCCUCGCCAUCCUCCUCAAGGAACAUGGGGGUCACAUCAAGAACUGGUGUGUCCACGCGACCCUGUGGGCUGUCUUCUGGUGUGUGCAGGUGUGUGUCUGCCUCACAAGGGUUUUCAUCGCUGCCCACUUCCCUCACCAAGUUGUCGCUGGGGUCGUCACAGGCAUCCUAGUGGCGGAGACCUUUGACCGGGUCCAGUGGAUCUACAGGGCUAGCCUGAAGCGUUACAUCUACACCACCCUCUCCCUGCUCUCCUUCGCUGUGGGCCUUUACCUGGUCCUUAGGGGCCUGGGGGUGGACCUGCUCUGGACCCUGGACAAGGCCCAGCGCUGGUGCCAGCGGCCCCAAUGGGUCCACAUAGACACUACACCCUUCGCCAGCCUCCUGCGCAACACCGGCACUCUGUUAGGCCUGGGCUUGGGCUUGCACUCGCCCCUCUACGCCGAGGCCCGGAGAGUAGGCAGUGGCGCCACAUAUAGGCUGGCAUGCGCGGGCGCCACACUGCUGCUGCUCCACCUACUGGACUCAUUCAAACCACCAGCCCACACCAGGGCUCUGUUCUAUCUGCUGUCCUUCUGUAAGAGUGCCACUGUGCCCCUGGCCACUGUGGGCAUAGUGCCCUACUGCGUGGCCGAGGCAGCGGGACUGAACGGAAAGAAACACCAGUUUUGAAGUAAUUCGAACUUAUUGUAAUUCUGUGACAAAUGCCCUGAAGGGACAGACAGAGGCGGACUGUCAUAGGAGAAGCAGGAAUGUUCACCCCAGUUGAAAGGGCUUGAAGGUCGGUCAGUAGACACUUGUUGCUGCAUGAGGUGGAUGUUUAAUAUUACUUUUUUCCCCUCUUUUUUUUGUCACAUGCACAGAUGUAGUUGCAGUGUACAGUAAAAUUCUUAAGCUCUGAGCUCCAGCAGUGCAGGUGUGAAUGAAACAAUAAAAAAAUACAAAUAAUAAUCAUUAUUAUUAUGUAUACAUGUUUACAACGUGACAAUGAUCAAUAUAAAUGUUCAUUGGGUGUGGGCAGGGUAAUUGUCCGUUGGGGGGGGGGAUAAAAUGUCCAUAGAGGGAUCAGCUGUCGUUUUUCAAUGGAAAAGUUCUGGUAACCUCACACAGUGCAGUGGUCAUGGACAGGGCCUGCCCUGAGAAAUUAGACAGCAAUAUAAAGCCGUUAUUAGCUCACUACUUGGUUUUCUUUUUAUAUGACAUGAGAGACAAUUGUUUUAAACGUAAAUAUCUACAGUGGGGAGAAAGAAGUAUUUCAUACUUCCGUAUGAAAGUCCGUAUUGCCCAGCGACAGCCCCGAAACCUGAAGGAUCUGGAGAAGUUCUGUAUGGAGGAGUGGGCCAAAAUCUGGUAUGGAGGAGUGUGUGCAAACCUGGUCAAGAACUACAGGAAACGUAUGAUCUCUGUAAUUGCAAACAAAGGUUUCUGUACCAAAUAUUAAGUGCUGCUUUUCUGAUGUAUCAAAUACUUAUGUCAUGCAAUAAAAUGCAAAUUAAUUACUUAAAAAUCA
Molecule: messenger RNA, 2140 nt
Organism: Salvelinus fontinalis (brook trout)
Lineage: Eukaryota; Metazoa; Chordata; Actinopteri; Salmoniformes; Salmonidae
Product: glucose-6-phosphatase catalytic subunit 1-like
Exons: 5
Coding region: 244-1302 (352 amino acids)
Biological process (GO): glucose 6-phosphate metabolic process; gluconeogenesis
Cellular component (GO): membrane
Molecular function (GO): glucose-6-phosphatase activity
Source: RefSeq, a predicted model, not a curated record